UUAACGAAAGAUUACCCGACGAUUUAACAGUCGUUUUCAAAACAGGCCGAAAAACAUUUUUGAAAACCCGACCUGCAACGCAGCGAGUUCGGAAAGACGUCAUACUUUUCGGUAAUUGUUAAGCCAAAUUAGGAGAUACCAAUUAGUAGGAAAGAGUCUUCGUCGACUCUGUGAUACAGCUGACACGAUCAUUAGUCUUAGAAAUAUUCUGGGAGCAUCAUAAAGCAUCACCAACUGUCACCACAAGCAUAGAAUCGCGCCGAGUUGCCAAGCAUACGGACACCAAUCGGAGUCUCACAGGACUUGUUUAUUCACGAAUUUAAAGUUAAAAAAGAUAGGAAACAGGCUCAAAAACAUUGGCAGAAUUCUCAUCAUAGGCUUCCACCGACGUCCGUCAUACUUGUUACUGAAAUACUCAGGUACCUUAAUCAGUUACUGUAAAAUAAAAAAAAUAUCCAUUACAAAAGUGGAAACAAGCAACACUGGAGCAUGAAGGAUGUUGUGAUUCCUGGCUGCCACUUUCCAGUACUCUUUCCAGUAUUUAAAGGGGGUAAGGAAACCCAGGAAGGCAUGUUUAUCUUGGACUUAGAGAAGGCAGCAGCUUGGAUCGAGACUAUUUCUGUUGAGAGAUUCCCCGUGUCGCCAUCUACCAUGUUUCCUUGGGUACUCGGUUCCAACCUCCAACCCGCCCCGCUGUUCUUCAGUGUGAGCCAUCAGAUCGUGAUUCCAGAUCCACUGACAAUGGAUUUUUCGUACCUAAAUCCCAUUCAGAUUCCCACCAGCGCCUUUAACCUCUUUCAUUACACCACAACUGGAAGGCCAUGUCAGUUUGAUCCCUCAUUGGCCGUUAGCACUUACCAACCAAACGCUCUUCAAGUUAGCAACAUUCAUCCAAACUACGCUACUUACAUCCUUCAAAUUGUAGGUCUCAGUCAGGCUUUUGUCCCUAAUCCUGGAUAUGAAUUAAUGAAGAUAAGGGCGGCCCUUGAAGCAAAUGAGGAGAGGAAGCUUUACUUCCCUGCUGCCCUGAAAAUGAACUUUACAGAGAAGAGGGAUUGGGCCAUUCGACUCACCGAUGCUCACAGGGAUUUCGAAGUUACAUUUAUGGAAGGAGUUUCGCGGCCGUUCAUCACUGUCAGAGGAGAGGCUGCUGUGGAUUUCCUGACAACUGAAGGUUUUGAAGAGGUCGUCAUGGAUAAGAUCAAGCAGAACUUCGCUUCCAACAAGAUUAUCGUCUUUGAUGUUCCAACACACAUCGACCACAUGUCUCUUAAAUUUGGAAAAAAUAUUUUUUGGGUCAAGCGAAGAUACGUCAAGCGCCAGCCAAGACCCCAGCUCAUCGUUUCCCUCAAAGGAUCCAUCCCCGACAAGUUUUACGUGCCAACUCUCGGCUACAGGUCAAUUGCUGUAGUCACUAACCUUCCCUUGUUCUGCCUCGGCUGUUCCAGGUGGGGUCAUUUCAAAGAUGAAUGCAACGAAGAAGCCUACCGCUGCAGGUUCUGUGCCGGCGACCACAAUUCCCUGGAAUGUCUCGCCAAGAUCAAGAUGAACAUACACAUUCCACCUCGUUGUUGCAACUGCGGUGAGGAGCACAACGCCAACUCGGAUAAAUGCAGGAUGAGGCCUCAUACGACAUUUAAAAUGAUCACCCAUCCACCUGCUGAUGAGACGAUUCGUAACUGUGAGUCAAUAGCUGCUACUGCUGAUUGUGCUGCUGCUGCCGCUGCCUCUGCACUGGCAAUCGAAAGAGACCAGAUCAGAAUUGCCUUACUGCAGAAGGCAAUGGUGGAGAUCGAAAUGCUGAGGCUGUUGGUGCUCGAGUUAAGGAAUCGGAAUGCAUUCCUGCUGCGGAAUGACAUACGUCGCUGUAGUGAAAAUGGCAGCGGCGGGGCCAAGGGUAUUUGCCCUCCAGGCACUAACAAGAAAUUCUUAUAGAAGAUUGGCAAAAGCGAGCAAAGGUGUCAGGAGGUUAUGGUCUCAAUGUGUUUUUGAUAUAUCUUACUAGUUGAUUCGGGUGCUGCAAAAUAGUACACUAUGUACUUGGUUAAGUUACUGUGGUAAAAUCAGUUUUAUUUUGUAACCAGAAAGGAACACUUGAGCCAAUAAAAUUUAAAUGCACCACUAACACUAGUCUUAAGAUGAUCAUGUUUAAAGGUCACUUACAUAUAUAUAUUUCAGUUUAGCAGAUACUUCUAGUAUAUGGAUUUUAUGUUUAUUGUUUAAUCGUACAAUUAAAGACCAUUUAUUCUGCUACCUGGUAGAUUUAACGUGUGAAACUAGCUUUAUACAUAGAGAUUAAGCUUAUAACAAUAGAAGUUGUAGAACAGUUUUAAAUAUAAUCCUAAUGACUAUGCCAGUAUUACACUGUAUUACAGAUAUUUUCCAACUCUCAUGCCGAGUCUUUAGAAAUAAGAUUGCAUUUUACUUGGCAAAGGUGCUCAAAUUAUGUUCAGUUCGUCUUAACUUCUCAAAUUAAAUCUUUUGGUCCAUUCAUUCUUUACUUCUUAACUUCAGUAAAGAACUGUCAUAUCAACCUUAUGUUAAUCCAGGUCUUCAAUUUUAUGUGCUAUUGCUAUUCAGUUGUGCCAUGUAACCUGUGAGAUUUCAACCUUUCUGCUGUUUGUGGUCAAUAAAA
Molecule: messenger RNA, 2635 nt
Organism: Macrobrachium nipponense
Lineage: Eukaryota; Metazoa; Arthropoda; Malacostraca; Decapoda; Palaemonidae
Exons: 2
Coding region: 490-1935 (481 amino acids)
Source: RefSeq, a predicted model, not a curated record